Molecule: messenger RNA, 1446 nt
Organism: Anthostomella pinea
Lineage: Eukaryota; Fungi; Ascomycota; Sordariomycetes; Xylariales; Xylariaceae
Source: the annotation of a GenBank genome assembly
AUGGCGGCCCAGAUGCUAUCCAAGGACCUGCUCCGCGCCCAGUUCGUGGGCAAGAACCUGAACCAGGUUGUCACGCCUGCCGUGGUCUUGGACCUGGCCAAGGUCGAGACGAACUGCAACCUGAUGCUCGAGGCGGCCCAGAGGCUGCAGCUCAGCUGGCGAGCUCAUAUCAAGACACACAAGACAGCCGAGCUCACAAGACUCCAAGUGGGCGACAAGGACUCCUCUCCCGUCAACAUCAUCGUGUCGACCGUGGUCGAGGCCGAGAGCGUCCUACCCCUGCUGAAAGAAUACCAGGAAAACGGCCGUCAAGUCAACGUCCUCUACUCCUUCCCCCUCUACGCCUCAUGCGUCGACCGCCUCGCGCAGGUCUCGGCCCAGCUGGGCCCGGGAGGCCUGGCCGUCAUGGUCGACAACAGCGAGCAGAUCAAGCACCUGACGUCGUUGGCCUCCAAGUCGGGCAACCGGCCGCUCGUCUUCCUCAAGAUCAACGUGGGCUCGAACCGCGCCGGCGUCUACGGCGACUCGCCCGCCUGCGCCGCGCUCAUCGACGAGCUGCUGCUCUCCGAAACGGUCGGCUCGUCCGUCUUCCUGGGCCUGUACACCCACGCCGGCCACUCGUACGCCGCGCGCAAGGACUGGGAGGCCAUGGGUGUUUUGGGUGCUGAGUUUGGCGGCCUCUAUGAUGUCGCCACCGCCGUGCGCAGGGAGCGCCCCGGCCACCCACUCGUGCUCUCCGUCGGUGCCACGCCUACGGCCACCACGCUGCAGCACCCGGACUUCGCCGCCGACAACGACUCGGACACCGCGCCCGCGGGCAAAGAAGGCGCGCUCCUGACUUCGGCCCCAGGCACCACAACGGCCCAGCUCAAGGACCUAAUCUCCCGCAUGCGCGCCGACGGCCUCACCCUCGAAGUGCACGCCGGCGUAUACCCAACCCUCGACAUCCAGCAGCUAGCCGCGCACGCGCGCGACAGCAAAACGCUACACAGCGGCGCCAUCGCCAUCAGCGUGCUCGCCGACGUCGCAUCGCUAUACCCGCUCCGCGGCCCCAACGGUACGACCGAGGCGCUCGUCAACGCGGGCUGCCUGGCGCUGGGCCGCGAGCCGUGCACCGACAUGGGCGCGACGAAGGGCGAGCACUACGGCGCCUGGGGCGUCGUCAUGCCGUGGGGCGGCCUCGACAACGCCGUUCCCGGCCCGGACUUCCCCGCCGUCCACGGCGGCUGGCAGGUCCGGUAUUUGUCACAAGAACACGGCGUGCUGGCGUGGAUGGGACCGCCAAGGGAAGAGACCGCGAUCGCGGUCGGGCAGCGCGUGCGCAUCUGGCCGAACCACUCUUGCAUCACCGGUGCGGGACAUGCGUGGUAUCUUGUGGUGGAUAGCAGGAAUCAGGGGCGCGAGGACGAGAUUGUGGAGGUGUGGCCGCGCUGGAAUGGAUGGUAA